Lagenorhynchus albirostris (white-beaked dolphin) is the source of this 567-nucleotide messenger RNA. It is a transcript of the gene MSGN1, whose product is annotated as mesogenin 1. Gene Ontology annotation, cellular component: nucleus. Gene Ontology annotation, molecular function: protein dimerization activity; RNA polymerase II cis-regulatory region sequence-specific DNA binding; DNA-binding transcription factor activity, RNA polymerase II-specific. NCBI's taxonomy places the organism in Eukaryota, Metazoa, Chordata, Mammalia, Artiodactyla, Delphinidae. Bases 1 to 567 code for a protein of 188 amino acids. The record is from RefSeq and is a predicted model, not a curated record. The transcript has a single exon. Gene Ontology annotation, biological process: regulation of transcription by RNA polymerase II; mesoderm formation.
AUGGACAGCCUGCGUGAGACCUUCCUCAGCCUCGAAGAUGGCUUGGACUCCUCCGACAGCCCUGGCCUGCUGUCCUCCUGGGACUGGAAAGACAGGGCAGGGCCCUUUGAGCUGACCCAGGCCUCUCCCACCCAGAGCCUCUCUCCGGCCCCAUCGCUGGAGUCCUAUUCUUCUCCUUGUCCGGCUGUGGCUGGGCUGUCCUGUGGGCAUGGAGGCGCCAACAAUGGGGGCGGUGAUGACUGCGGCGGCCUUGGGACUGGCGGCCUGGUGGAGGUGGGCUAUGAUAUGUUAGCUUUCCAGCCUGCCUAUCUGCAGGGUGCUGGUGGCCCCAAAACCCCGAAGGGCACCAAAGUCAGGAUGUCCGUUCAGCGGAGACGGAAGGCCAGCGAGAGGGAGAAGCUCCGGAUGAGGACCUUGGCCGAUGCCCUGCACACCCUCCGGAAUUACCUGCCACCCGUCUACAGCCAAAGGGGCCAGCCGCUCACCAAGAUCCAGACGCUGAAGUACACCAUCAAGUACAUCGGAGAACUCACAGACCUUCUCAACAGCGGGGCCCAGAGCACCUGA